GUGUGUGUGUGUGUUUGGAGAGACACCAGAGCAAUAGUGACGCGACUCUGAGCCAAACAUGACUGAUACGUUGCCUUGAAGGAGCCACUCAGCACGGCUCGGUGCAGCCAUAAACAGUGGGGUGUAUUUUUGCGCACCACCUCUCCCUCCUGCAGACUCUGCGUCUGGAGACGCAGCCACAGAGGAGUCUCCGGAGGGUGAAGCCAGGAAAGGACGGGGCUGCGUCCACGGGGAGUGUUGUGAUCAGGCCCCGCAGCGAGUGCAGAAAUGAAGGCUGUCUCUCUCUAACUCCUGGUCCCGUUAUCUGGAGCUGGACCUGCGUCUUCGUAGGAAAAAGUUGUCUCCCUUUCGUCCAGAACAGCCAACAGUGGAUGUUUGCCUGUGUUCAACACAGUCUAUGUAAAUGGACUAGAGACUAAUGCACUCAUGCAAACAGGAAACCAAAAAGGCACUUUAUUUGUAUUGAUCACUGCUGCCCUUUAUUGACUUUUCCAGCUUUUUCUUCUCACCUUUGAUUUUUUUUUUCUAUGCUUGAGUUUAUUUGCACAUUUCUAUUCUAUGCCAUGACUAAGACAUUGUGCCAGCGCCUGAGUGGACCUGGACUGGAGCAAAGGUGGCAGCAACUCAGCCAGUGAACCUAACAAGUCUCUGGUGUGUCAAAACAAACUGGAAUGGUGAGGAAUGCAGAGACUGACGUCCAAGAACUUUGGGAAGUCUGCUGUUGUUUAUGUUGCCACCACACUACUAACUUCUUUUGUCUGUGCCGUUAUUCAAACCAGCUCUUUCUGUGAGAUUUUCCUAUAAGUAACAAAAAUCCCUGACGCACAUUUUGAUUUUAUAGACUGAAAACCAACAUGGCGUCUCCCCAACAUCAACAACUGCUGCCUCACAACACAGAAGUCAGCUGUGACUCAAGUGGAGACGGAGGCGUCUCGGUGAGGAUUGGCAGCAACGUCAAACACAAGCACGGAGGCGGCAGCGGCCCACUCGGGUCGAUCGGGGGAGGCUUCAUAGGGGCGUCCAAGCGCUGCAAAUACAGCAUCUCCUCCAGCUGCAGCUCUGGGGAGUCUGGAGUCAGGAAGCCAAACAUCAGGAGCUUUCGCUCCAACAAGAAGAUGCCUCAGCUGUUUGAGAGAUCUGCGGGUCAUUUCUGGGAUCCCAAGUUUGACUCUUCCAUCCUGGAGGAGGCGUGCAGAGAACGCUGUUUCCCACAGACCCAGCGGCGGUUCCGCUAUGUGGUCUUUUAUCUGAUUGUCGCUGCCUUCCUCUGGGGAGUGUACUUUGUUGCCAACCCCUCCCGCUGUAACAGAACUGCCUUUCUCCCUCCUAUUGCUUUUUUUCUCCUUUUCUGCCUCGUCCUUUUUCUCUUAACUUUUACUAAUUUCUACUCACGUUUCUACAACCAAGCAUCUCUGUUACUUAUUAUCAUUACCUUUAUCCUCACCCUGGCCCCUCAAAUACAGACAUCAGGCUUCAGGGACCCAGAUCUUCCCACAGCUCCUGAUGAUGAUGAGUUCAGUGGCAUGGGGCCCAUGUACAACCUGUCCAAUGACAAGGUGAUAGGAGUUGACCCCUGGUCCCCUUGUCUCUCUCCUGUAGGCACCUUCUCUCUCUGUAUUGAAGUCCUCCUGUUGUUGUACAGUGUUCUCCAUGUUCGCCUCUUUGCCUCUGUCCUUCUUGGCUUUCUUUACUCUGUACUUUUUGAGAGUCUGGGCUGGCUGCACUUGACCCAGGCGGGUAAGAACUGGACCGUAGAGUCUGAAUCAGACUGGGACACGCUGAGUUGGCUCGGCCCUGCGAAAGCCUUGCUUCACCUCUGCGCCCACGCCAUCGGCAUCCACCUUUUCAUCAUGUCAGAGGUGCGGUCACGGAGUACCUUCCUCAAAGUGGGACAGGCCAUAAUGCAUGGCAAGGAUUUGGAGGUGGAGAAAGCCCUGAAGGAGAGGAUGAUCCACUCUGUCAUGCCCAGAAUUGUUGCUGAUGAACUGAUGAAGCAGGGUGAUGAAGAGAUAGGGGAUAAUUCUGUCAAACGAUACUCAACCAGCGGUGCAGCAGCUGCUAUCGCCAGUCCUAAGAACCACAAACGCAAGAAAACCUCCAUCCCUCGAGGCCAGAUAAUCUUCAGACCCUUCAACAUGAAAAGAAUGGAGCCUGUCAGCAUCCUCUUCGCAGACAUCGUUGGCUUUACUAAGAUGUCUGCUAACAAAUCUGCUCACGCUCUGGUGGGGCUCCUGAAUGACUUGUUUGGACGUUUUGACAGACUUUGUGAGCACACAGGCUGUGAAAAGAUUAGUACACUGGGAGACUGUUACUACUGUGUGGCCGGUUGUCCUGAGCCCAGAACAGAUCACGCGUAUUGCUGUGUGGAAAUGGGCCUGGGCAUGAUCCAAGCUAUUGAACAGUUUUGCGAGGAGAAAAGAGAGAUGGUCAACAUGAGGGUGGGUGUCCACACUGGCACCGUGCUGUGUGGUAUCCUGGGCAUGAAGCGCUUCAAGUUUGACGUCUGGUCAAAUGAUGUGAAUCUGGCCAACCUGAUGGAGCAGCUGGGAGUGGCCGGGAAGGUCCACUUAUCACAGGCCACCGCCAAUUUCCUGGACGAUCGUUACCAGCAGGAAGAGGGACAGGUCACUGAGAGGAUAGGACAGAGUGUGGUGGCUGACCAACUCAGAGGUCUGAAGACCUAUCUGAUCUCUGGCAGGAAGAUGGAAACUCACUCACACUGCACAUGCUCACAGUUGGGGUUGGCUGGGAUAGAGAACACAGAUCCUUGGUGUCCCACACCCAGACUCCACACCCCUGAUGGGGCCCCGUCAGCUUGCACCACAGGCCUUGACGGCUCCAAGUCCCCCUGCCUGUCCUGCAGUGUGAUACCAGGGGAGGAGCAGGUCAUGGAUGAAGGAGCGGUGGUCAACGGCUGCCAUGAUGAGUACAAGACCAACGGCAACAAGGACCCUUCCCAUCUGAAGUGUUCCCCACUGAUGUCUGCCGAGUGCACACCCAAGGCUGUGAACGGCCUGCUGAGUCCUCGACCAGAGACCUUGCACAACAGCCAGACGUCACUGUGCGAGAUGUUGCAGGAAAAGGAGAAGAAGACGUGGAGCGGAGGGGCCAUGGGCAUGGACCACUCAGCGCUAAUUCCUCUGAGAUCCAAGAACUUCAGGGAGAGGAGUGACGCUCACUUCGUAGAUGUGAUCAAGGAGGACAGCCUGAUGAAGGACUAUUUUUAUAGACCUCCCAUCAACAAGCUGAGCCUCACCUUCCUGGAGAGGAGUCUGGAGUCUGCUUAUCGGAUCAGCUACCAGGAGGAGGUUGAAACACAAGCAGCUGUGCAGACGUUUGCCAGUCCGACGUUCAGCUCUUUCCUGGACAUGUUGCUGUGCUGCUCAGUGUUUCUGGCUCUCUCGCUGGCGUGUUUCCUCCGACCACUCGUCACUCAGCAGAGUCCGUCCACACUGGCCCUCAUCCUGACAGCUGGAGCCGCUGCACUGGAGUCUGUGGCUCUGAUCUUCUCAAUACGUCUCACAACAUACAGCAUGGCCUUCUACCUUGACAGUACGAUGAAGUGCACUCAUGUGCUGAUGAGAGUGAUCUCAGGAUGGAUCGCCCGACAUUCAAUCGGUGCUGUCCUGGUGUCUGUUCCUGCAGUGGCCAUCUUCUCACAUGUCACCUGUGACAUGCACCUGUCCAUACAAUUCACUAUGUUCAUCUGCUGUGCAGUCAUCAUUGCUAUUAUCCAGUACUGUAAUUUCUGCCAGCUCAGCUACUGGAUGCGCUCAACACUAGCAACGCUAGUGGGACUAGGAGUACUUACCUUGCUCUUCUGCUCCCCCUGCAGUGUUGCCAAGAAUCUGAUUUUAUGGUCUAACAGGCCGAUCAACAACACUAACAGCUCAGGUGUCAUGUCUGACACUUUAGUAGAGUCAGACCCACAGACUUCCCUCCAUGCCCUGCUGGGCCCUGAGGCCUGUGUGGCUUUUUUUCUCCUCCUUCUCCUGGUCUGGUUUCUUAACCGUGAAUUUGAGGUCAGUUACCGUCUACAUUACCAUGGUAACGUGGAAGCGGAUCAACACCGCAUCAAGAUUCAGAACAUGAGGGACCAGGCCGACUGGCUGCUCCGCAACAUCAUCCCCAUCCAUGUGGCCGAGCAGCUGAAGGUUACCCAGAGCUACUCUAAGAACCACAACAACGUGGGAGUCAUAUUUGCCAGUAUUGUCAACUUCAGUGAGUUUUACGAGGAGAGUUACGAGGGAGGGAAGGAGUGUUACCGCGUCCUUAAUGAACUCAUUGGCGACUUUGACGAGCUUUUACGAAAGCCUGUCUUCUCCAACAUCGAGAAGAUCAAGACCAUCGGAGCCACGUACAUGGCAGCAUCGGGUCUGAAUGCACAGCAGUGUGCGGAUGCAGCCCAUCCUCAUGCGCACCUUCGUGCUCUUUUUGAGUUUGCUCUAGAAAUGAUGCAUGUGGUCGACGACUUCAACAAGAACAUGCUCGGAUUUGGCUUCAAGCUUCGCAUUGGAUUCAACCAUGGUCCUCUAACGGCGGGCGUCAUUGGCACCACCAAACUCCUUUACGAUAUCUGGGGCGACACAGUCAACAUCGCCAGUCGUAUGGACACCACGGGUGUGGAGUGUCGUGUCCAGGUCAGCGAGGAGAGUUACUGCGUCCUCAGCAGCAUGGAUUAUGAGUUUGAUUAUCGUGGCACAGUUAAUGUGAAAGGCAAAGGUCAGAUGAAGACCUUCCUCUACCCUAAGAGCAGUGACAGAGGCCCAGUACCUCAGUACCAGCUCUCAGUGUCUCCAGAGAUACGAGCACAGGUGGACGGAAGCAUCGGCCGCUCGCCGACAGAUGAAAUUGCAAACAUUGUCCAUACGGUCCCCAGCACCAGUACAACAACAUCCUCUACCACUUCUGCUUCCUCUCGUGUGGCAGGGCUAAGUCAGGAAGUGGUUAUUUGUCAAAGACGCCCGUCUGCAGAAAUCCCUCAUAAGAGACGAUCUCUGUCUCCCAGCGGCAUGACGUCUAUACCUGUCACCAGUCUGGAAGCACCUCCUCUGGCUGCUUCUGAAAGUAACAAGCAGCUCAACAGCUCAUCCUCAUCCCAGCAGAAAACAGCUCUGGACAAACAUGAGCCUGAGAUUGAAGGUGCAGAGUUCACCAGACUUUAAAGAUGCUACAGUAGAAUAUCAACCCUUUAAGCUCGUGUUCCUGCCGGUUGGCAUGUGUAGAAGCUACUGUACAUUUGGUACUGUUCAAAUGUCCACUGGUGUCUUCUUCUGCAUCAGCCAAGUUGGUUAGGUGGAAAUCUGAUUGGCAGAUGAUACUACAGAGAGAUGCUGGUUGGACGACAUCCAGGCCUGUCACUAUAACUUCUGUCUACCGUUUUCAUCGAUGUAAAUGUAACAGGUUUUUAAAUUUAAAAAACCUACAGAUUUUAGAAAUGCUAUAUCGUAAAUGAGACCUUUAACUUCUCGUUACCUGGGCAGAAGAUUACAAAUUUGAAGAAUUAAAUUAAACACUCUGGUUGCUUAAGUAUACGCACUCUCAAAGUCAUACUACUUUAAACACCUUUUGGGUCAACAUCAUAUUUGCACACCUAAAUGGUUACAAUGCGUAAAUGUAAAAUUUCAAUCCAUAGAUUUAAUUUUUUUUACUUUUAAGUUGCACCGUAGCUUUUUUACAGCCUGUAAUAUUUUGCAACCUUUUUGGAGCCAUAAAGUCUCUCCACUUAUUAACUACAUUACUGCUGACGGUGAUACUGUAUUUGUAUCAUCUUUUCAAUCUCACCUGACCUUCAAUUCAAUCUUUUAUAUGUGUUAUUGUGGACUAUUGGUGUUAAUGAAGAAUAAAAUGGCAAAACAAAUGAUAUUACAAUAAUAGUACAUUAUAGUAUUUUGGCAAUGGUUUCAUUGAAUUACUAGAGGGUGUGUAAACUCAUGCAACCUCAUUAUGAGUUUAAUUGUUAUUGUUCCCUAACAUAAGUAUUGCAUGUAUUUUACAAUGGGAUAGUUCAGAUAUUUGGUCUCAUUAAUAAUGAAAACUAUUCCUAAAAAAAUGCAUCUCAAAAUGUGUGUCUUUGCAGACUUUAGACAGUGGCCAACAGUAAACACUGUAGUGAGGCAAUGUUGGGGUCUCCACAAGACACUGUUGAUGCUUUACCUCCUCAACCUAUCAGUUGAUAAUAUCAAUAUCAAUUAUUGUGACGGCUAAUAAGAGGCAAAAUGUCAGACAGGGACAGAUGGAAUAUGUGAAAGAUGUGGCGGCAGAUGUCAGAUUUUCUCUCGCCAAUACCUUCUUAUACUGUAAUUGAUUAUCCUCACACCUUUAAUCUUAAUAAUUUAUUUUAUUAUAUUUUGAAGUGCCUUUAGUGUAGAGUAAUGUGUAGACACUUUUGACUAAAAGGGAAGGAUAAUAUAAAGGGAAAACCUGUAAAUUCGUCAACUUUGUGGGCAAAAACUGCUUUGCUUUUGUUGCUCAAGUUUUACUUUGUUUACUGAGAUUUGCUGCCAUGAUUUGCCUUUCAGCAACUAAACACUCACAAAGCUGACCUUACAUACAGUGUGGAUGGAUGUAUUGGUCCAUGUUUUUCAUGGACAGAGCCAAAAAAUGCAUCCAAAAAACCCCUAAAGAGACCAAUCAGUGCAGAGAAAAUGCAGACACAGACAAUACUUUAACUUUGUGUCCUGAGUGUAUUUGCAUGCACUAUGUGUUUUAAGUGUGUCUGCGCAUAAGGAUGAGUGUAGAUGCCAGUGCAUUAGUUGAUCUGAUUGGGUGACAAACAUUUGUGGAACGCAGUAGACAGAGAAGUUAUCCUGUUUGCUGAUAAGGCAGUUUCUUCCUCUGGCCUUGAAGCACCAUGGUCUCAGCUCCUCCUAAUCAACCCCUUUGCAAUAACAAUGUACUAGAUGAGGCUAAAUACCACCAAUGUUGUGUCCUUCCUCUUGAUAUAAGCUGGAACUUCUGGUGAACCAAUUCGAUUGGUACUGAUGUACCUUUACAGUCUUCUGGACUGACUCUAGGUCAAAAGAACAAGACAAGGGUUUGUUGGAUUACACUGUUUUUGGUUAGUAAUGAUUUUUAAGACAUGGAUAAUCAAAGAGGAGUGUGUCAAAUCAAAUGUAUUUUAUGGUAUUUUCUUGUGAUGCAAACAUAAAGUUGUCACGUGAAGCUGCCCCUUCCUUGUUUCUACGAUUUGAAAGGGAAUUUUAUUGUGGUGGCAUGAAGUUUCAUUGUGUGAGCACUGAAGAACGGUGCACUAAAUGUUUUUCCUAUGACUAUUUGGAAUAUUUUCAGUCUUAGGGAAUUCAUGUUUAGUUACAGUACAUCUCUUGCUCCAACAUUUCCCUCUUUAACUGGUAUCAAACAGAGGAUUGUGUGCUCAAAAGCCAAGUGUGGAAAACUAAAAACUCAAUUCUGACUGUAGAACCUCCUCAGCAGCAAAUAUUUAUUUUUCUGUCACUUAGAGAAAUUGAUAGGAUGAACAUCAAAUAUGUGUUUUUCCCGUUACAUCUCAGACUUUUUCUAUAACCAAAACAGUUGAAUAAGAAGAACUUAAAACGUUUUUUGUUGUAAUUUUAUUAUUUUUUUUAUUGUGUUUUUUUAUGGAAGCUGUCUUAUACUUGACUGCUAGACUUGGAUUUGGACAUAGCCAUUGUGAACGUUCCUUGGUUUACAAGUGAAGCUUUAGUAGACUGCAAGUGCUAAGCCUUUUUUGUAAAAGAAAAACAAAACAAAAAAUGUUUUGUUUUACAAAAUUCAUUAUGUUUUACUUAAAUAGACAGGACACUUUUUUAUUAUUUUAUUAUAACAUAGUAAGCCCAACAAUCAUAAGUAAUUUUAAACAUAGUUUAAGAGGUUGAAAAAAAUAGGUUUUGGUUUCUUCCCUUCCACAGUGGAAGAAGAGACAGUUACAAGCAUGUAAGACAUGGAGUAGAUGAUGUUUGCUGAGACUCAAACCUGCCAUUGACCUACUAGAAGCUCUGUGCCCAUGCGGUCCCAAUUUAUCUACACAUGUACUCUGGGUGAUACCACAGAAUGUUUAUAGUAAAAGCAUUUUACUUCUAGCGCCUUCACUUCAUCCAAAACCAUUAGAGCACUUCUGGUUUACCCGCGGGACCUCACUUUGCAACCAGAUAGCUUCGUCCAGUUUGUAUGUACAGACUAUGUUGCUGGCUCAUGUAAACAUUUUGUUUUAACCUCUUAAUCAUUAACAAAAAGUUUUUUCAGCCAACGGCAAAAACUUAAAAUGAGGAUUUAUUCAUUUUUUCCCCUUUCAUUGACCUGUUUGAUUUGUAUUAUUUACAGAGAUUAAAGGGAUUUUCUGAACCAAGAGAACGACACACUGGGAAACUGAUGCCAAAGAGUGUCAUCACCAUCUCAUCCAUGUCCUCUGCAUCAUGUCUUAAUUUGCAGGUUGAUUUGUGCACGUUGAAGUAAUUUAUAUAUUCAAUGUUAAAUCACAUUUGCACAAUGCUUUCACUUUUUAUGUACAGUAUGCCUUUAUAUUGUAAAGCAUUUUCUAUUAUUUAUAUAAUUGCAUGUACUGGAGUAUUACAUAGUUAAAUGAACUGUUAUUUUCACAAAUAUUUCAAUAAUAUUUGUGUUGUGUUAGCCUGCAUGUGUGUAUAGUGGGCGUUUGUAAAUGUUUCAGGUGUGUGAGUGGGUGUGUGUGUUAAAUGAGAUGCUCAAAUUCUACCAAUAACGUAACCUAGACAUUAAAGUCAACCUUGUCAUCUCUAAAAGUAUGACCUGCUACAAAAACGUUUAAAUCAGCGUAGCUUUUCUAAAAACUGGCUAAACAAUGUAGAUGAGGCUCUGCACAAUGCCUGCAUUAGGCAGUAUCUCAGUAGCCUGCUACAGAUGGUUUUGAUAAAUUGUUGCUUUCUCUGGAAUUGUUUUUGUAUGUAGCACGCAAAUAGUUAUACAAGUAUAAGUAUAUAAUAAAGUCAGUUGCUUUGAAAUGUUGUGUUCAUGAGCGUUGGACAUGAAACCAAAUGUAUAUUUUAUAGUCAGGUUUCAGGCAAGAGCUUUAAUGUAAAUGGAGCUACAGGGCUUUGAUUUUUAUGCUUUUAUAAGCUGUACUUAAUAACUGCUUCAUUCACCUAAAAUUGCAAAUUAAGAUUAAAGUGUUGAAAUAUUGAAUAUCAGUUUAUAAUGUAAACAUUUUUAGUGAUGUGUCUAUUUACCAUAAUUUGAAUAAUGUAAUUUCUGACUGUGGAUUUGCCUUCUUAUGUAUUUAUUAUUUUAAAAAUGAGUAUUAAAACAUAUGUUAUUAUGAUGUUAAUAUCAAUAGAAAAUGUUCCUAUAGUAGCACAGGAGACCACAAUCCCGGUUUAAGCCAAACAACUUUCUUAGACCAGUGACAAAAGCUGGUAAUUCUUUGAAUAUCAACACACACUUUUUUAUACCAGCAGACCAAGCAUUAAAACUUAAUAUUAGCCAUAAUGUAACUAGUGUUUUGCUGAAAAAUGGCAACAUUUUUGAAAGAAUAUGACUUAAACAUGUAAGACAAUAUAAAACAAAUAGGGAUACGGCAUAACCCAGUAUAAUGAAGAAAAAAAUAUAACUGGACUGCAGUAUGGCAACAUAGUUUGAAAUUCUGUAAUAAUAAAAAAAACUGCAAAAUUACACCUGCUUGUUUGAAGCAAAUAUCACUGAAAUGUCUUGUAAAUAACUGCAAUUGCUAACUUGAAGGCAACAUUAAACAUGAGCUAAAAGUAAAAAA
Messenger RNA from Cynoglossus semilaevis (tongue sole), 9721 nucleotides. RefSeq names its product adenylate cyclase 9 (gene adcy9b). The coding region runs from base 855 to 5165 and encodes 1436 amino acids. The record is from RefSeq and is a predicted model, not a curated record. Gene Ontology annotation, biological process: cyclic nucleotide biosynthetic process; intracellular signal transduction; adenylate cyclase-activating G protein-coupled receptor signaling pathway. Gene Ontology annotation, cellular component: plasma membrane. The transcript is spliced from 11 exons. Gene Ontology annotation, molecular function: adenylate cyclase activity. NCBI's taxonomy places the organism in Eukaryota, Metazoa, Chordata, Actinopteri, Pleuronectiformes, Cynoglossidae.